AGAUUUAUUAGCCUAGUAAACAUCAGUACGCUAACCGAUAAAAAGUAACAAAAUAAUGGAAUAACACAGUCAAGAAAUUUAAAAAUGUUUGACUUCUUACUUUGUCAUUUUGGAAACUUGCUGCAGACUAUGAGAUAGUGUGGUUAAGCAGAAGAGACAUAAAGAUGUUGAUGACACCUAACUCUGUUUUCAGUGCUCAAAAAAAUCUAGUUUGGGAAGGAGUCUACAAGCCAUGGGUAUGCUGAGCAAACUUGCUUUAUUAGGGGCUGUUGCCGUAGUUGGCAUUGGAGUGCUUUGCAAUCUGCCAUCUAAUCCAUUUGUUCCUAAGCCACAACAAGCAACUCUUGCGUAUUUGGCAAACACAAAACUUCAAACACUAGGGAGUGAACCAAAAGAAUUCUUGGCAUCACUAUUAUGGGUCAAAAAUGGUGCUGUUAUCAUGGCGGUCAGGAGACCAGGAUGAUUAUUGUGCAGGGAGGAAGCCUUAGAACUGUCCUCCCUGAAACCUCAGCUUGACGGCCUGAAUAUUCCUCUGUACGCUGUCGUACAUGAGGAUCUCGGUGUCGCUGAGUUCCAACCAUUUUUUAAAGGAGAAAUUUUUCUUGAUAAAGAGCGCCGUUUCUAUGGGCCUGUGGAAAGAAAGAUGCUUUGGACAGGUUUGCUUAGGUUAAGUGUCAUUUCUAAGAUAUGGAGCACCAAAAAAAAGGGCAUUGAAGGCAACCUGGAGGGAGAAGGGCGCAUUUUAGGAGGUGUGUUUGUGGUUGGACCAAAAGAUCAAGGAAUUCUUUUUGAACACAGAGAGAAAGAAUUUGGAGAUUACGCUAAUACAACACAGUUGUUAAUUGCAGCAUUAAAAAUAUCAUCCCUCAAAGCUGCUGGUAAAUCCUAGAGUGUUGGGUUAUCUAUGUAACUAAUUUAUUUUUUUGUACAUGAACUUCAGUCUCUUACUUAGCCAUCUCCUAAAUGAACAUGUUUUCAAAUAGAUUAUCAUAGUUUUUGUUUGUACAUGAUUGUAUGAGUGGGACACCUCAGCUAUUAGGUGUGUACAUGUUUUUAAAAAAUCUAAAAUUCUAAUUUCAUCUAUUUGUACCUGGACAUUAGAAUGACGCUGCAAGCUGAAAUUAUUAUUAGCUUGUUGCUGAUGUACCAACAAUGUCACAGUUAUAAAAGGAUGAAAAGAAUUUUAAAUUUCUAUAUAUAAGAGAAAUGUAAGCAAAUUUGUUUUAGUAGUGUGGUUCAACCAUAUUAAAACUUUCAGCGUUACACAGAUCAUUUCUACUUUGCCAUGUUUAUUGUUGACACAAAUGUGAUGGAAGAAAAUUUCUUUACAAAAAAAAAACACCAAUAAAUAUGUAACAUUGUAUUUUUAUCAGAAAGUUUUUUUUGGUGUUUUUUUUUAUUACUAGGGAAUGUUUUAUUUCAACGCCACUAAGUGGUUCAUUUCUUACAGCAUGUGAAGUGUUAACUCACUUAUCCUAAUGUUAACACAAAACCAUUUCCAUGUAUUUGUUGUCAGAUAUAGUUCACCAUUUUUUUCCCAUUUUGGUUGUGUAAAAAUAAAUGUUUCUCCAGUUUUUUCAA
This is a messenger RNA of Physella acuta, 1581 nucleotides long. RefSeq names its product peroxiredoxin-like 2A. Gene Ontology annotation, molecular function: antioxidant activity. The record is from RefSeq and is a predicted model, not a curated record. Lineage: Eukaryota; Metazoa; Mollusca; Gastropoda; Physidae.